Molecule: messenger RNA, 9262 nt
Organism: Linepithema humile (Argentine ant)
Lineage: Eukaryota; Metazoa; Arthropoda; Insecta; Hymenoptera; Formicidae
Source: RefSeq, a predicted model, not a curated record
AGUUCGUGACGAAGCAGAGUCGCGACCGGUCACGCGAGCCGUUUGCGUUUGAGUAGGCGAGUAUCGCGCGCGUCGCGUUCCCCGCGUUUUCGUCGUGCUUCUUCUUUUCUGCUUCGCUUGCUGCAAAGAAGAAUCGCCCGAUACGAUUUCGCGUACGUUGUUUAUGAACAUACAUGUGUGCAACGCGCGCGAGUGAGUGUUCGCAGUGUUGAUCGCGUUGUGCAUUGAAUUUAGCAGCACUUGGAUUAUCGCCGGCCCGACGACAAAAGACGUUCCAACGACUGCACGAAUCCCACAUGUAAUCUUCGAAAUCGGAAGGAACACACGAGACACACGUACCGACGAGAUAUGCCGAAGAUUCGUCCAAAUAUUUUCCUACGAAGACAUUUUGUGUACGAAAUGCAUUUUCCGUGAUUCGAAAUUUACGAUGUCGCGCGUAAUGUAAAAUUGAAAAAAUUGACGAUGAAAAAAUCUUCGUGAGAAAAAUGCAACGUGUUGUGAAAACUGAUGAAAAAGGACGGCCUGUUUUAUAAAUGAUCGAUUAAACAUCGCACACGCGCAUCGCUGUGAAAAUCGAAGAUUAUUUUUCCGAUGGGGACUGGUGGCGAUGUUCAAAAACGAGUUUUUGAGCAGGACACGGAACUACGCUAGAGCUGUUAGAAAAAGGACUGUGACAUAGUCUUGCGGGCUAUUAUGACGGACUAUUUGGAUCCACAUUUUGUUCGGGCUCUCUGCCGUGAUCCAGAAAGACGGACCCUUCAGGAUCUACAGGUUAUAUACUAUGGUCUAUUGGGUUUGGAGGCGUUGCGUCCGUGUAGAGAUUCCAUUCUUCGCGGACUCUGCAAGAUCGUGCGUUACGAGAGACACCAUGCAAACCAUGUCCUCUAUUACACCGGCGAGCUGGCCACAAGUUGGUAUAUACUACUCUCCGGUUCCGUGUUCAUUGAUGGAUCCAUGUUUCUGCCCCGUUCAAGCUUCGGGAAGCGGACGGGUGGCAGUGCCAGAAGACCCAACGAAUGUUUCGUCCUCGAGCCCUCCGAGAUGAUUGUCAUCGAUUACCCGGAAGUUCAUGGCGGAGUAAGGAUGCAUCGACCACCGCACCCCCACCCCAUAACCGACCAUCGUCAGGUCAACCUGGUCUUCGAUGACACGUUCUCACAAGGCCUGACAGGCCGGCCAGAGCUGUAUCAGAAAUCAAACAGAAGCAGCCAUUCAAGUGACACAAGUUCAGCAUAUAGUGGAUCUGACACCAUGACGUCUGUACAGAGUUCAUUAGACGCGGAUCCUGACGAGGUGGAUCUCUCAGGUCUUGUGGAGUCCAUCGUUGACAGUGAUGAGGAAGAGGAUCUUGCAGAAAGCAUGGAUAGUUUAACAGUGCGCGAUCCUGUACGAGAAUGUUUAGAGAAGGACCCUGUGGAGAGAACGGAGGAUGACAUCGAGACACUUUUAGAAUUCACGCAACAAUUGAAGGCUUUUACAAACAUGACUCUGGCUGUUAGAAGAGCGCUAUGCGCUGUGAUGGUAUUCGCGGUGGUCGACCGUGCCGGUAUGGUGGUCCUAAAUGACGGUGAAGAGCUCGACAGUUGGAGCGUGUUGAUUAACGGUGCUGUCGAGAUCGAGCACAGCAAUGGCGAAAUUGAACAACUUGGCCUUGGAGAUAGCUUCGGUAUCUUGCCUACUAUGGAGAGGCUGUUACAUCGCGGAGUUAUGAGAACAAAGUGCGACGAUUGUCAAUUUGUUUGCGUCACACAAGCGGAUUACUUUCGAAUUCAGCAUCAAGGCGAAGAGAAUACCAGGAGACAUGAAGAGAACGGAAGGGUGAUCCUAGUGACUGAACUACGAGGGGCUUUGGAUGGCGCUGCACGAAGGGGUCACGUGGUUAUUCGGGGAACGCCGGACCGUUUGAUGUUACAGCUUAUUGAAGAAAACAGUAUUACGGAUCCUACUUACGUGGAGGAUUUCUUAUUGACUCAUCGAACGUUCAUCGAUAGCCCGUUGUUAGUCGCAAGUCAGUUGCUGGAGUGGUUCGAUCAAGCGCAAGUGCGUGAUCGCGUUGCUCGCGUUGUCCUCUUAUGGGUGAAUAAUCAUUUUACCGAUUUCGAGACUGAUCCGGCAAUGAUGGAAUUUUUGGAAGCCUUUGAAACUGGACUGGAAAGAGAAAAAAUGUUAGGACAACAAAGGUUAUUAAAUAUUGCAUGCGCGGCGAAAGCGAGAACGCGGAACGUAACAUUAGCCAGGCCAAACAGGGACGAAGUCCUGAAUUUUAGUAUCUUAGGAGGAUUUGAAAGAGGUUUCGGUAUAUUUAUCUCGAAAGUUGAUAAGAGAUCUAAGGCUGAAGACGUUGGUUUAAAAAGGGGCGACCAGAUUUUAGAAGUAAAUGGCCAAAGUUUCGAGCAUGUGAAUCAUGCGAAGGCUCUCGAUAUCCUGAGAGCUUCCACACAUCUCAGUAUAACCGUAAAAUCUAACUUGCUUGCUUUUAAGGAAAUGCUUCAAAUGCCAGAUAAUUCUCCAAGACCACGAGGCAGAGCAAAUAAGCCCGAAUUACCCAGGCUUCCGUCGGAUCCACGUGCUAGGCUGUCGACGCACGUGGAUCCCUUGACUCCCGUGAAUCCUCUAAACCCCUUGAUCGGUGGAGUACCGUUGUUAAUCCCGGACAACAAUGUGUCGCCAUGUAAAGAUGCCAAAAAAGAGCACAAGGGAUUCAUGACUCUUGGACCUAAGCGACGAUUACAAAAAGCACUCAUGAAAAUGAACAUACUGCCAAAGAACACGAUCAACGACGGUGUACAUGUGGAUGAUCCCCUUGCGCCACCGCAUACACCACCGGGAACAGGGCUUACUCAAACCACCACCAAUCUAUAUCACUCGAAGAGUAAUCCUGAUCUUACGUCGCUUUAUUGUUACGACGAUUUAAGAGCGAACGAUUAUCCUGAGCACGUACUCAAGGUGUACAAAGCCGAUCAAACCUGCAAAUAUCUUCUUAUUCACAAAGAAACAACGGCGCACGAGGUGGUGAUGCUCGCACUUCAAGAAUUCGGUAUUACGGAAAGUAGUUCGAACUUCUCUCUGGCGGAAGUGAGCGUCGGCGAAGGUGGAAUGAUCAAGCAACGUAGAUUGCCAGAUCAAUUGCAGAAUCUCGCGGAACGUAUCGGAUUGAGUUCUCGAUACUACUUGAAAACCAACGGAAUUUCCGAAACUUUAGUAGCCGACGAUCAAGCUCCCGAACUUAUCCGAGAGUCUCAAGUACAUUUUCUGCAAUUGAAUGCCGUGGAAGUGGCGAUACAACUGACUCUACAAGACUUCAGUAUAUUCAGACAAAUUGAGUCCACGGAAUACGUGGAUGAUUUGUUUGAAUUGAAGAGCAGGUACGGCGUGCCUAUGCUCAGUCAGUUUCAAGAGCUAGUCAACAGGGAAAUGUUUUGGGUUGUAACGGAAGUUUGUUCCGAACAUAAUCUCGUGCGGCGCAGUAAGAUUAUAAAGCAAUUCAUUAAGAUAGCACGUCAAUGCAAGGAGUGCAAAAACUUCAAUUCCAUGUUCGCGAUAGUGUCUGGUUUGGGCCAUGGCGCAGUGUCGAGAUUAAGGGCUUCGUGGGAAAAACUGCCAACCAAAUAUCAGAGAUUAUUCAGUGAUUUACAGGAGUUAAUGGAUCCCAGUCGCAAUAUGAGUAAAUACCGGCAGUUGGUGGCAUCUGAACAAACGCAACCACCGAUAGUGAGUCAUCUUUAUAACGAAUAAAAUAUUUUUUUAUUGAUAUUUCAAAGCUUGGUAAACUUCGAGAAACUCAGGAUGAUCGCGAAGGAAGUGAGAACGCUAACAAAUAUGUGUUCUUCACCCUAUGAUUUACUAACGAUGCUGGAGAGAGGCGGUCAACCACCGAGUUCUGCGAUGGUUGCGUUGAAUCAAAUGACUACUGGCAAUCAAGGCGGCCAAACUGCAACGGUGAAACGACGAAAGAAAUCCACGGCUGCUCCGAAUCCGAAGAAAAUGUUUGAGGAAGCGCAGAUGGUUCGAAGAGUGAAGGCUUAUCUUGCGAACAUGAAAGUGAUCACGGAUGAGGAACGACUGCAUCAACUUUCCGUUGACUGCGAGCCGCAUGCAGGAGCGGUCGCGGUUGCCGCGGCGGUACCUCUGGGUGGCAGUCGAGGAAGAAGGCACCCGUCGCCUACUUUGUCGACUACCAGUAGCGCCAGUAGUACCAGUGAAGGCAGAAAGAGUAUACAAGGUACAAAAUUUGGUGCCGCGUCGCCACAGGCGGUGAGAAAGAUGCUGGCUCUAUCAGAUCCUCACAAGACACGACCGUACCAACCUAAGCACUGUCCACCGCCGUUACCUGUCCCGGGGCUGGCGUUGCAUUCGAGCGGUUUGGAGCCUAGUCCAGGCGCGCCUAGAAGAGUAGGAUCCGGCAGUAGGGUGCCGAUGCAUGAACGAUCCCACAGUGACACCCCUGCCAGUCUACCGCCACCUGUCGAUCUUAGCGCGGAAAGUAGUAGCGUAACUAGCUUGAGCAAUCUCCAGCCACUGAGGAAAACCUUGACAAGUGGUUCGGUGACGAGCAGUGACAGUGGUCAUAGCACUCAGCUGGACAGCCACAGCGGGAGCAGCGUGGAAGCGGGCGGCAGCCCACCGCCACCGCAAAGACGGCAUUCCGCUCUGCAAGGGUCUGUUAUAAGAGGCGGGGCACCUCCAUUCCCUCAGGCGGUAGCAGUAUUACCUCCGCUUCCUGCCAAUCAGAAUCACAACCACAAUCAUCAUCACCACCAUCACCACCACCAACAUUAUUACGAUCAUCAUCAUCAUCACCACCAACCCCCAACUCCUCAAGGUACUACGGGAUUAGGAGUAAACAUGGGCCUAGGGAUGUCAGCCUCGCUGCCACCGCCUGGAGCGGGCACUACGACCAUAAUGACGUCGAUGGGCACCAUAGCGGGCAACAUGACGUCGUCGAUCGCAACGAUGCGGCCCGGCAUGAGUAACACGCCGCAGUGCCGUCAACCACCGGCGUACAAAGUCGCGCAACAGAUGGCGAGAUUGCACAGACUCGGUCGUGCUAACAGCCACGAGGGGGUUACUUAUCGGGGCACCGAUCACGAAGAUGAUGACGAAGACGCCCAAGUGUCGGCGGUUUAAGUGGUCCAUGAGUUUCGCCGAGUUUCGGUUAUUCCGUUUAGUUAAUUUCGUCAUACCAUUUCUUUGACACGGUCAAAAGAGAAAUCGUUUCCACAAAGCGAUGCCACGUGCGAACCAUUACGAAAAAAGAGAACGGCGGGGGAAGAACGGCGAGUCACGAUCGAAUCUUCCCGCAAUGGCGAAUAUCGUUUUACAUUCGUAACGAGUAGCAUCCCCUGAUUUUGAUCGUGUAUUCAAUAACCGAUUUAAUACGACACUUCGUUCGUCCUUUGAGCCGCGGGCCAAUUUUUCACGCGAUCGAGACCUACUCACACUUUACUGUAAGGAAAGGCGUUUAUUCUUAUUUAAACAGAGCGGUUGUCUUCCAAGGGUUCCCGUGACAAAACCGUGAAGGAACCAUCGAGAAUCUCAAGCGUCAGAGUAUUUGUACAACGUACCGUCUAUCGGCACUGAAGAACGACAAAUAUAACUGGCGAACGCCGGUAGGCAAGAGAAGGCGAUAUAGGAGAGUACUUUUCUUUUAUUAGACUGAAGGAACACUUCUCGAGUAGAGGCGCUCGUGGGCUCUCACGAGAUGACGAGAGAAGCGAAUUAGACGACAGAGAGAAAGCGAUCGUAAUAUUCUAUAUAAAUGUGUAAUAAAAUCGAGUCCAAAGAUGUUAUAUAUAUAUACUGCGUGUCGCCAGAGAAAGUACGAAUGAUGGCGUGUCCUGUAAUAUAUACUUGGUAGGUUAAUCCUUAGUGUCCUGUAAUAGCAUAUAAGUUGGUGUAAAUAGCAUAGUGUUAAUAAUAUUUAGCGAGGAGAGGAAGCAGAAACUACGAAAGAUGAGACAAAGAUUCCAUGUGAAAUGUUUAGGAUCGUACAGUUGACUGUCAUGUCUAAAUUAAUGACGUUUCGACGUUUACAAGUUUAAGGAACUAAAACGAUUCACUUCUUUAUCAUUGAGAAAAUGGAGACAUUUGCAAUUGUUCUAGAUUUCAUUCGUUUUCGUCUUUAUUCGAAACAGUUUGUUCCAUUUUAAAUGCCUUGCUUUUAGAAGAUUUUUAUUGUCAAUUUCUAGUAUAGAGACAAUUUUAAUUUUACGAGGGAAGUUAAUAGUUUUUAAUGUUGACGUGAUUAAGUACAAAAGGAGGAAAAUUUCUCGAAAAAUUGGUUACCAUCGAGACAACUGUUUUUUACAGCAGCGGAAUCUUUUUUUAAGCGCGCGUCACGAAACUACAUUUCGCUCCAUCUGUUUUUUUUUUUUUUCUUUUACGAAGAACAUAUAAAUUUUAAUUUUAACUCGCAAGUAAGUUAUUAUUUCGCAUCUUUCAAUCUUUAUCUCUUAUCUUCAAUCUUAUCAGGCUUCACGAUUAUUUUAUCGAUAUCGGUAAUUUUAAUUUUAGUUUACUUGCGUAGUCCACAAUGUUCAAAAGAAAUGUUUUCAGAUCGUAUCUCGUAGAAUUCGAAGGCAAGGACAAAAGGAAGGAAAAAAGCAUAACGUUUCUCGCUACUUUACAUGUCUGUCUGUACGAGGGAAAAGCGGUCGGCUUUAUUAUCGUAAGUUUACCCAUGUAUAUUAUAUACACAGACGUAAAUGUGUGUGUGUGUGUGUGUGCGUAUACGCGCGCACACGUACAUACACGCGCAGAUAUAUGCUCUUGUCCAUUUAAAUGUGACUUGAGUCCUUUUACAAGUAUUAUAAAGAAAACUGUAAUUCGCGUGCACGAUAUGUAUCGAUGCGUUAGCAAAGAGGGCCUAAUUACCCGGGCACCGUUUUUGCGAUUGCCAAGUAUGCGGAAAACGAAAGAGCGCGCGCGAAAGAAAAUAAAGGAGAGUGUGAAAGUGUAUGAAUGUUAUGUAUGAGAAAACAAUGGGAAAAGAGAGAGAGAGAGAGAGAAAGAGAGAGUAUCGAGGGUCAACACAGUACUUUUCUGGAUACUCGGAUCUCUAUUAUUAAUUACAUUCCAAACUUCGUCUUGCCGUGUGCUUUCAUCCCUCGAUAUGCCUUCCAUCUCUUAUUAAAAAGAAAAAAAGGAGGAAGUAAGAGCUCUCAAUUAAUAGACUGCCGUUUAGGUAUUACAUUUUUUUUUGUUAAUCGUCUUCUUUUUAUUAAAAGACCAAUCUCGAAAUCCAUGAAGACUGUGUUACUCUUCGACGUAGUGUCCAGUGGUCCCGAAGGAUCGGGCGGGAAAGUGAUCCAGCUCGGUCCUUUGGGACGGGAAAUCAAUAUAUUUACUUCAUAUUCAUAUAUUAUAUCUCUCUUUGUACAUAUCCUAACGACUUUUAAAUAUUAAUAUCUAACGUUCUCGAAGAAAUUUUUAAGCGUAUCUACUGAUAAUUAAGAUUCUUCGUAAUGCAGCAUCAAAACCAAACUAUUUUCUUUUCUUUCUCUCGGUUCUGACAAGUUAUUUUUAUCUUGACAUGUUUUUUUCUUUUGUCAUAUAUCUUUUAAGCGUGUCAGGCUCUACGUCAUUCCAUGUGCAUUUAUAACUUUUGAGCGAGUUUUUAUCGAGAAUUCUGGAUAUGUGUUAGUUUUGUUAUUUUAUUAUUUAUUUCAACUGGUAUAUUGGCAUACUUCAAGAACUUUUAAAUGCAAGAAACCGCUAUUACGAUAAAUUUUUAUGCCACAUCUGUGCAAUAAAAUGUACGAUUUGGAAAUUUUUACGUAUGUGAAAUAAUUGUUCUGGGAUUCUCGGUGGAAAAUCAAAUUUUACGUAUUCCGGUAAAGUUAUAAUAACUUAGGUAACGAUGUACAUUAGUCUCAAACUAACAGAGCCUGGACGCAUUGGUUAACUCUUGUUCUUUUUUUUUAGAAAAAUUCGAUUUGUAAAAAAGAAAAAAAAAACAGUACAAUGCAGCACGCGAGAAUGUUUUCUGAAAACGGAGAUUAAGACGAGUCGUAUCUCCUUCGUCUCUUUCUUUUUUUAUUUAUAUCAUACCUUGUUCUGUUGUUUUAAUUAUUUAUAAUCCCGAGAUAUUCGACUAUAACGCAGACAGCAGGCAACAGAAAAUCUUUUGUAUUUAAUUUGUUUAAUAAAACUUGGAUCAUAGUACAAUGUCUCCCGCCUUUUCAGUUUUCGUUCGUUCAUUGAUCCCAUUACACAACGAGAUCCAUCUCUCCCAUUUGCGUAUUAACGAUUUACAACAGUACAAAAACUAACUAAUACUUUGACAAAAUUCUUCAAGGUAAAUACAUGUAUACAGGUUUCCUCGCGUGAAAUGACUCUGUCGCACGUUUUGAAAAGUAUGAGAAACAGAAAAGCAUUGCGAACAAAAAUGUCUAUGUUUAAGAAAAAUGAGCUAUUUCCGCGCCGGCACAGAAAGGCGUACAUACCGGCACACAUAUGCAUCUAAAAGAUGCCGUAAAGAAAAGAUUAGUACGUCUCUAAAAAGACACGUUAGUGUCUUCUUCAAGAUCUCUCGGAUAUUUCUUGAGUGUCUUUUUAUGCUUUUCUGAAAUUUUAAAAUUAACGUAAAACUAAAAUAUUUCUCCCUACGCUGAUUUUUUUUUAUUUCUAAUAUCUUUCGAAAGAUGCGAUCGUGUCGCUUCACACCCUGUAUUACGAUUUUGUACAUACAUAGAACCAAGUAUCUUUAAGUUUCGAGAUUUGUUUUGAUUAAUAAACCGCUAUGUACGGUAUUUUAUUGAUAACGAUAAGUGCAUCGAAUUUUUCAAUUCAUUUUCAAUACAUUCGUUGAAAAUCGAAGAGCCAGGCGCUUUUCAGAACACAAAGGACCAUAAAGUUUAUUAUAUCACUCUAGCCGUGCGAAUAUGUUUGUCCUUAGAAUAUAUAUACUCGUGCAUUUGAAGAAAGCGCGAGUGCUUUGAUGAACGUUAAUUAUAAUUAAUACCGUGCGUAGCGGAUCAUCUGUUGGAACGAAGUUGAUAGGUGAUAUUACUGCUACUAUUUUGUACGAUACGAUGUUUUGUAUAUCUGUCUACCGUGCGCGUAGAUGCGAAGAGUCUACCGAUUAUUUAUAUAAGUGGUAAAGUAUUACAUUGGAUGCAUAUUUAAGAUUACCAUUUGUAGAAUUACGCGGCUCAGCUGUACUCGCGAAGGAUCACUCGCAUAGGUGUUAUAGUCCCAUUAAUGUACACCUGUAAAUCCCUCCCUGCAAACAAUAUAUGAACAAUUAAAGGAUUGGUAAAGA